Vanrija pseudolonga is the source of this 1009-nucleotide messenger RNA. RefSeq lists its product as uncharacterized. The coding region runs from base 108 to 869 and encodes 253 amino acids. The transcript is spliced from 4 exons. The record is from RefSeq and is a predicted model, not a curated record. NCBI's taxonomy places the organism in Eukaryota, Fungi, Basidiomycota, Tremellomycetes, Trichosporonales, Trichosporonaceae.
AUCUCGUUCCUUUUCCUCUUCUUCUCUUCCUCUCCCAUCAACAACUUUGCUCCUUGCUUUCGUACUUGUGCACAUCCACCCACCCACGGUCCUUACCAGCAUUCACAAUGAAGCUUUCGCUCCUCGCCCUCUUCCUCGCCCCCCUCGCCGUUCUCGCGCAGGACGCUUCUGCCUCGGCCUCGGCCUCUGAGGCUCCCGCCGACGCCUCCGCCGCCGGCUCGGACGCCGCUACUGACGGUGCCGACGCUACCGCCGCCACCACUGCCGGUGUUGGCGCCAACGUCACUACCUCGCCCGCCGCCGGCGGUGCCGCCCCCAGCGCGACUGGCGGUGCCCUCAACUCGCACCUCCAGAUCUACUCGCCCUCGUCGACCAACUACUGGGUCGGCAACACCAACAACACCCUCGCCUGGACCGGCACUGGCCCCACCGCGUUCUCGGUCUGGCUCCUCAACUCGAACUCUUCGCUCCUCAAGGACACGGACAACGGCCAGGUCAUCAACGGUGCCCUCAAGCUCAAGACCUGGAUCAAGACCGGUGUCUCGACCUUCAACGUCUGGUCGACCCGCACCAACGCCGGCGGUGACGGCUUCACCAUCCAGCUCCGUGCCGUCAACGACUCGUCGGUCGUCUUCGCCACCUCGGAGCCCUUCACCAUCCGCCCCUGGAACUCGACCAACGUCCUCUCGAUCUCGCACGCCGCCGCUGCCACCGGCACUGGUGUCACCAUCUCGAACCCCGAGACCACUUCGCACUCCUCGACUGCCGCCGCCGCUGCCUCGUCGUCGCACAAGCCCUCUUCGGCCGGCAAGGUUGUCGCCUCGGUCGGUGCCGUCGCCUUCGCUGGCGCCGUCGCCCUCCUCAUCUAAGCGAGUUGCCCUAGCAGCACUGGCUAGGCUGCCUUGCCGCUUGGCCAGUAGCAUCUACCCAUAAGGCACUUUUAAUCCUCCAGUCUCUGCAGAGCCUGUUUUUCUCCUUUAUUUUGCCGAUGCACGCAGCAUGUUCGUUA